This is a messenger RNA of Gekko japonicus, 3443 nucleotides long. Its product is annotated as nascent polypeptide-associated complex subunit alpha, muscle-specific form-like. Lineage: Eukaryota; Metazoa; Chordata; Lepidosauria; Squamata; Gekkonidae. Gene Ontology annotation, biological process: cell-matrix adhesion. The coding region runs from base 1 to 3198 and encodes 1065 amino acids. The transcript has 12 exons. Gene Ontology annotation, cellular component: cell surface. The record is from RefSeq and is a predicted model, not a curated record.
AUGGCGAAACUUCUCACCAGAGGCAACCAAGGGGCAAACUUUACCAGCUACCCGGCAGACGUCCUUCUUUUCUUCCCCCUCGGCAUAGUUGACAACCGGAGCUGCGGAGAGUUUUACACUCUAGCAUCCCAAGGGAACCUCUCCCUGUUGACCGACGGUUCUGCUCACCGGACCAGCCUCCGAGAUAAUGCACUAGACUGUCUUGGCGUGGCGAAUGCCUCACUCACAAAGGAGCAACUUCAAAGACUCGGGGCUUUUGUGUGCGACAUGGAUCCGGACACCAUCAGAAAUUCUGACCCGGAGAUUCUGGAGAAUCUGAAACUCUGCCCUGAUCUCACCACUUGGCAGCAAUCGGCUCUCAACGCCCUCCUGAGCAGCGGGAAGACUCAGUAUGGGGAACCCGCCUCCUGGGACGAGGGAGUCCUCCAGGCCCUGGGGCCGCUGGCGUUCUACAUGAACCGCACCACUUGGGAGUCGGUUGACAAGGAAGAGAGGAUGGUCUUCUUCAGGAACGUGGCGGAGGCGUACGACAGCCAGAGCCCUUCCCAGAGACAGAAGACUCUCCUCCUCUUAAAAUCCGUGGGGUCCAACUCAGCUUCCCCGGCCAGGAGUAAACGGGCGACGGAAACAGGCUGCCAGUCCGGCCCGAUCACGGCCAGCGCCCUGGAAGACCCGCUCUUCGUCAUCCAGUACGACAGCGUCGAGCAGUUUGAUGCCUGCCUGAGCGACGAGGUUUUGAAGGCCAAGCUGGCCCCUCUGCUCGAGCAGCCCCUACCUGACCACUACCUGGCCGUGAUCAAAAGGAAACUGGACGAGAUUUACCCAGAUGGGAUCCCCGAUGAUCAGCUGAAGCUGCUGAGCUACCUCUCCCGCCUGUACAGCCCAGAGGAGAUCAGCAAGUGGAGAGUGACCUCCGGGGACACCCUUGCCGCAUUGCUGAGCCCGGAUAAUGGGGCCUGGAAGCCGGAUCAGCUCAAGCAGCUGAUUUCGACCUACAUGGAACUGGGGGGCACGCUCACGGGCCCCUUGCUGAGCACACUGGGGGGCGUGAACCUCUGCCUCCUGGAGGCAGGCCAGUUAGGACAAAUCAGCCCAGACUCAGUCAGGCAAGCGGAGAAAUUAGAUAUUUCCUCCUGCUCCCAGGACAAAAAAGACAUCCUGUACGAAAAAGCCCGAGUGGCCUUUGCCGGCCAGGAGGAGACUUCUGCUUAUUAUCCCUUAAUCCAGCCCUACCUAGGUGGAGCACCCGUGGCAGAUCUGAGAAAGCUGGCUAGAUCUCAGGUGGCGAUGGACAUCGAUACCUUCACGAACUUGAAGCCCGAGGAAUUAAAGAAACUGAGCGUGCAGGACGUGAGAGGUUUGCUCGCGGUCCACCUGCUCGACCUGAAAGAUGUUGAAAACCACCCUUCGGUAGCCAUGUGGAUCAAGAGCCACCUUCAGUCCGAGCUGGACACCCUGGGGAUCGGUCUCCAAGGAGGGAUGACGGGCCCCUCCCCAACCAGCCGCACAGAAGUGGGGGGUACCACUGCUGAUGGACCGUCAAUAGCCACCCCCCCAACCAUCCCCACUGCGGCCGCCACCGUGUCUGCCGUGAGCACUGCGGCUAUCUCUGACGCAAACACCGCCACGUUCUCCGACACAAGCACAUUCCCGCCAGUUGCCACCGACUCCUUUACAACUCCCCUCUUCAAAGUCACUCUGGCCGUCGAUGAAACAUCUGCCUCUGCCGAGGCCACCAACACAACUUCCACCGGUAUGCAUUCCGAAGCUGCCGUCCCCACCGACCCGGUAAUGACUGCCAAUGUCACAGCAACUUCAGGGGAUCCUGUUGAUGGGUCUUUGGUUCCCACCACUGCUGUGAACGCCAGUACAACAGCCACCGGUGCCACAUCGGCGUCUCGUGACAUCUCAACCAAUGGCACAAUGCUUGAAGUCGGCGGAGGUGUCGACACAACUACCUCCGUUGACCCCUUAACAGUCUCCACCAAUGUCACAACCAAUGGGAUUAUUUUUCCCUCCGUGGCCACACACAUCAACACAUCAACCUCUGUCGACCCCGCAACGGUCUUCACCAACGUCACAACUGAUGGGACUAGUCUUCCGACCGCUGCCUCACACAUCAACGCAACUACCUCUGUCGACACCACAGUGGUCUUCACAAAUGUCACAAUUGAUGGGAUUAUUUUUCCCUCCGUGGCCACACACAUCAACACAUCAACCUCUGUCGACCCCGCAACAGUCUUCACCAACGUCACAACUGAUGGGACUAGUCUUCCGACCAUUGCCUCGCACAUCAAUGCAACUACCUCUGUUGACACCACAACGGUCCCUACCAAUGUCACAAUCGAUGGGGCUAUUCAGCCGACCGCUGCCUCACAGAUCAAUGCAACGACAUUGGUCAACACCACAGUGGCCUCCACCAACAUCACAACCGAUGGGACUCUUCAGUCAACCGCUGCCUCACACAUCGACACAAUUACAUUUGUCGACACCACAACAGUCUCCACCAACAUCACAACGGAUGGGACUAGUCUUCCAACCAUUGCUUCGCACAUCAACACAACUACCUCUGUCAACACCACAAUGGCUUCGACCAACGUCACAACCAAUGGGCCCAUUCAGCCAACUGUUGCCCCGCGCAUCAAUGCAACUACCUCUGUCAACACCACGGUGCCCUCCACCGACGUCACAACUGCUCGGGCAAUUCUUCCUACCAUUGCCAGGAUCGUUAAUGUCACUAGCACCCCCAAUGCGACCCUUUCCCACACACCAGCUCUCAAUAUCAACCACACGUCCACCGCACCCAACUUGACUGCGACCACAUCUUCUGAAUGGCCACCAGCGCCACCCGUCCCUCUGCCGAACGCCACUGUCCCGGUGUCCCUCAGCACACCCCCAGUAACAAGUGGCAAGAUACCAGCUGCCUCCAGUAGGACUACCGUCCGUAGCUUUGAAACUCCCCACAAAACACCUGCCUCCCCCAGCCCAGACCAACCUCACACCACAAUCGUUGGGACACCUGAGAGGGGAACCACCAGCAGAGCACCACCGAAAACAAAACAGCCCUCGCAUCCGACACCAAAUGGCUACAUCAACGUGAGACCUCUAAGUGCCUCAGCUUCCUCCCCGUCUCUCAGCUGCCUUCUCCUGACGCCGUCCAUUGUCGUUGGACUCUCGGUUCUCAGGGGGCUUUUCUGAGACCACCCAUCGCUGGCGCUCCUCGGCUAGAUGGCCUCUCCCUCUCCCCUCCCCUGCGGUUAUCGGCAACAACCAGCGCGAGAACUUCGGGAUUCUUCAAGGGACACCUGGUCAACCCCCAGCCUCAUCCAGACCACAGGCCGUCUCCGUCUCCGGGCACCUGGCCGCCAACGUUUUGCGGCGCUCCUCCGUCGAACGUGAAGCUGUGUUUCUUCUCCGCCUCCCCUCUGCCAUUCCCUGAGUUU